This is a messenger RNA of Bursaphelenchus xylophilus (pine wood nematode), 3643 nucleotides long. Lineage: Eukaryota; Metazoa; Nematoda; Chromadorea; Rhabditida; Aphelenchoididae. The record is from the annotation of a GenBank genome assembly.
AUGGGAAGAACUUGCGUCGGGGACAAGUUCGUUUGUGAGGACGUGGGAGGGAAGAAAUAUUGUUGUACACCACCAAAAGAUACUGCUCCCACAACGCCGACAACGCCUACAACUCCGACUAAAACCAACGACGCCUACAACACCUACCACGCCUACAACACCUACCACGCCUACAACACCUACCACGCCUACAACACCUACCACGCCUACAACACCUACCACGCCUACAACACCUACCACGCCUACAACACCUACUACACCGACAACACCUGCUACUCCAACAACGCCUACGACUCCGACCACGCCAAAGGUUUGUCUGUAAGACUCAAAAUCCGAAACUGUAACCGCGAGCUGCCACAACUUCGAUACUUUUUUUGACGAUUGAAAGGUAAAGGCCCCGCAAAAAGGUAAUGUUUUUUCGCACAAAUAUCCCAAAAAAUGUGUUUUCUUCUCAGCAUGCUCUCCACGUUCCGGAUGAUCUCUGUGCUGCAAAUUGAAUAUCUGGCUGCAUCUGCAAAGCGUAAGCUAAAACUUUUAUGUGGCCUAUGGUCCACGUAAGUGCAAAAUUAAAAAAAAUCUGAGCAUUACACUUGGGGACUUCCGUUGUUCGACCAUCGUAUUAUUAAACUUUUAGUCGGCUUGUUUUUACAUGUACGUCAUCUUUUUCCACGUCUGCAAAAGCAACGCUACACAGAUGACUAGUCUAAUUUUCCAAACUCUCAGUCAGCAAAUGUUGUUUUCCUUGUUGCUGAAACGUUUUUUCCAACGGAAAACAGCUAACCAAACAUUGAAAGAAUAAAAAAUUCGGGUCUAAAACCCACGUUGACAUGAAUGACAUUCUCAAAUUUGUUAGGCUUGGAAGUUUGCAAACGAUGAGGAAUUUCUUCAUAUUUCUAAUCGUUUUUUCGCAAAUCACUGCGGUAAAAUGUGGACUUGGAGACAUGUUCAAGAAGAAGUGCCGGUCCGGCUCAAUGGCGGUUGUGCGUAAGUGAGCAGGGAAAAAUUGGGAAGGAACGUGCUGCUUGGUCUUUGGCAGACUUGUUGGUCAACCCAAACAUGGUUGAAGGCCUGGUUGAGUAGUUUUGGCAUACUUUGAAAAAGACCGGGACGUAGCACAAGUACCAACAGACUGGUACUCGCUCUCAGUGGCUUAUUGGGCCCCUUCUGGCCCUCUAAGAGCUGGGAAUCUGGAAAAUAACCGGCCCAGGCGAUUUUUUUGGGGCCGGGCUUGUGGCUUACGUCGCGACACUUGCGGGCAACCACUUUGCGGGCAACCAGUUUGCGGGCAAAUUUUUUGCGGGGAGCCACUUUGCGGGCAAAAUUGGGGAGGAAGGGGUUGUCACAUUUGCGGGCAGCUGAAAUAUUUGCGAGCAGUAUGGGACAUUUGCGGGCAACCGACCCUUGCGGGCAGUCGAAAUUUGCGGGCAACCGGCACCUGAGGGUAACAGGGUAGCGGUGGAAAUAUUACUGCGAUAUUUUGGAAACUUGCCGACAUUUGCGGGCAGCCGACAUUUGCGGGCAACAGGAAAAAAACAAGCACGCAGAUUGUAUUGGAACUUUUUGAACUGUUGCCCGCAAAUGUCGGCUUCCCGCCAGUAUUGCCUGCCCGCAAAUGUCGGAAAACUUCCAAAAUAUCGCCGUAAUUUUUCCAUCUCCACCUUGUUAUCCUCAAGUGCUGGUUGCCCGCAAAUGUCGGCAAAUUUCCAAAACAUCAUAGUAAUUUUUCCACGUCCACCCUGUUACCCUCACAAUCAAGUGUCGGUUGCCCGCAAGUGCCGGUGCUGGCCGCAAAUGUCGGCUGCGAAAAAAUUUGCCCGCAAACUGAUUGCCCGCAAAGUGGUUGCCCGUAAGUGUCGCGACGCCAAUCUGAUAACCAAAAGUUUGGCGAAAGCAAGCUGAAAACGCUCGGACGCUGUUCACAAACCGAGGCGCAGCUUGGAAAAUAUCUUUCACAACUUUCCAGCUUUUCAUCAGGGCCCUGAAUGGGCCAAAACGACUUCGCCAGCCAUUUCUAGGGACUGGUCGGGGAGGACCUCCUUAGGGCUUGGCCUGGCACAAAAAGACUGUUCAUUUGCAAAACACGACCGACUCAACACAUUUCUUUUUUAAUUUUUGUAAUAUUGCAGCCUGUCUCAUGGGAAAAACUUGCGUCGUAGACAAAUACGUCUGUGAGGAUGUGGGAGGGAAGAAAUAUUGUUGUACACCACCAAAAGAUACUUCUCCAACGCCGACAACGCCAACAACUCCGACUACUCCUACAACGCCUACUACUCCAACGACUCCUACAACACCGACGACUCCCACUACUCCUACUAUGCCCACAACUCCAACAACGCCUUCAACACCUACUACUCCGACAACGCCAACGACGCCCACUACACCCACGACUCCUACAACACCCACUACGCCAACGACUCCAACAACGCCUACGACUCCCACGACUCCCACAGGAGUUGGUAAGUUGAUUUUUACUUAUAUGUUCGCUACGCAAUACGGCAAAGAUGGAAGCGUAGGAGUGACUGUCAAUCUGUCGAGGAAGCAAUGAGCACUCUGUCGCAUCGAAAAUCGCAUCGCCAGCGAAAAAAAUGAAAAGUGUCGCGACAACAUCAAAUUGCUGUUCACUGCGGCGACGCGGUCGGAGCGGCUCUGAUAACCUUAUUAUUUUUACGACAGAAUGAUAAAAAAGCGACAUGCACUUUCUGCGCGGCGACUCCGAAGUUCACGCACGACGUCAGCAGAAAAAAAAAUGUCCGAGCUUUUUGAACGCUAUUAGUAUUACUGGCAUCAAUAAAUAAAUCCAAAAAACGUGGAAUUAAUCCACAUGAUCCCUGGACCCCUCAAAAAUACUGCUUUCGAAACAAAGACCCAUUUUUCAGCUCCCUGUGCGAAUGGUGCUGUGGACAAGACGACUGACUGUCAAAGACCCGAUGUGAAAGUGCUGUGCAACCGAAAAGAAUACAUUGAAUUGAUGAAAAAGGAGUGCCCACAGACUUGUGGGUUCUGCGGCUCAACGACCCCUUCACAAGACCAAGGCGGCGGCAGUGAUAAUGGAGGGAGUGACAGUGAUAAUGAAGGCGGCGGAGAUGCCAGCUGCGUGGAUAAUGAUACAAAGUAAGGAUUUUUGAUCGGCCGGUGCAGCUACUUUUGAAUCGCACUUUUUGCGGGUUGGAGAACGAAAUGUCCAACAAUAUUGUGCAAAAAAUGACGGAGAAAAGUAAUGGUAACGAGCAGACAGCUUUUUUAUUUUUACCGGGCCGGGGCCUACCUGGGCCGGCUUUGCAAAGGCGUAGUCUGUUCACAAAGACGCUGAAGUGAUUUCAACGACAUGCAUUGUGAGAAAACAAAAGUUUGCUUUGCACUGUGCAAUUUCUUGAUUUUUGGACCGUUCAAUGGGCUAUUUUGGGAUGGCGCUCGCACCCUGAGUUUUUCUGCACAGUGUAAAUGCUAUGAACUACUCCAGCGACUUUACGAACGGACUCGUGGAGGUUUGAGAAGUCCCGGUAGCCAUGUAUUGCCCUGUCCCUGCUAAUAUUCGCACCUUUUUAGCUGCCCCACAUUUGUGAAGAAUGGAUUCUGUGAUCUGGGCUUUUAUUCGGACGAAAAGAAGAAAGCAACUUGUGGAAAGUCAUGCGGACUAUGUUAG